AUGGCAAUGAUGGCCCAAGCCAGAAAACAGCGGGUAGAGAGCUAUGACAUUCGUGUCUUCGAUGACGUGCCAUUCGCUGUCCUGCUUGAGAGAAGGAGCUUCAAGCCGGUCACCAGGCAACUGAGAGAACUUAACAUACAUUACCGGUGGGGUGCCUCGGGAACCCUCGUGGUACCAUAUGGAGAAGAGGUACUUACACCAUCGGUGGGAGAAGAUCCGGUGGCAUUCCUGGUGGCUUUACUGCUACCGCAGUGCUGUCACGGGGCCCCAGGCGAAGAUAGGACACCGAUAGCUACCGGCUACUCAGUGACAUGGGAGGACAGCAGUGGAAAGAAGGGAGGGGGGCAGAAGCCCCAACAGCAGAGACCCCCUUAG
Messenger RNA from Pelobates cultripes (western spadefoot toad), 375 nucleotides. The record is from the annotation of a GenBank genome assembly. Lineage: Eukaryota; Metazoa; Chordata; Amphibia; Anura; Pelobatidae.